Acanthosepion pharaonis is the source of this 837-nucleotide messenger RNA. NCBI's taxonomy places the organism in Eukaryota, Metazoa, Mollusca, Cephalopoda, Sepiida, Sepiidae. The record is from the annotation of a GenBank genome assembly.
AUGCCCUGUGGUUCUGAUUAUCUCUUUUUGGGGGUAGCUGAUUAUCUCUUUUUGGGGGUAGCUGAUUAUCUCUUUUUCGAGGUAGCUGAUUAUCUCUAUUUCGAGGUAGCUGAUUAUCUCUUUUUCGGGGUAGCUGAUUAUCUCUUUUUCGGGGUAGCUGAUUAUCUCUUUUUCGGGGUAGCUGAUUAUCUCUUUUUCGGGGUAGCUGAUUAUCUCUUUUUGGGGGUAGCUGAUUAUCUCUUUUUCGAGGUAGCUGAUUAUCUCUUUUUCGAGGUAGCUGAUUAUCUCUUUUUUGGGGAAAGUCAAUUACUUGAUUUACUUUUUAAAUCUCCAUUUCUCUCUCUCUCACUCUCUCUCUCUCUCUCAUUAUUUUCUUGUUUUCUUUUCCUCUUUCUUUUCUCUCAUACUUUUCUAUCUCACUCUGUUUUUACGUGUGUUAUCUGUACUUCUCUCACUCAUUUUUCUCUCUUUCUCUUUCACUUUCUUAUUCUCUCUUUUCGCGCCAUUUCCUUUUCUCACGCAUGCUCCCUUCCCCACUUCUUUUAUUUCUCUCUUUCUUUGUUUCCAAUGGAUCUUUUAUCUUCUAUUUUUUUUUUAUUUCCCUCUUUUCUCUAUCUUUUCUUUAUUGCUUCCUUUCCCUUUAUGUCUGAAAUUCUCUCUCACUUUCUCGACAUUCUUACGAUUUGUAUUUUCCACCGCAGUAACAACAUCUUCUUUUCAUUGACAAUUGGGAUUUGUCCACUAAGAGAUUGGGAAGUUUCGACCAUCGGGAAAUCAGUGGAAGUCUCAAUUCAUUUGAUCCCUUCAUUUAAGAGAAUGCCUGUUUGUUCAAACUAA